Molecule: messenger RNA, 1428 nt
Organism: Prorocentrum cordatum
Lineage: Eukaryota; Dinophyceae; Prorocentrales; Prorocentraceae
Source: the annotation of a GenBank genome assembly
GUUACCUUGACGGCCACCAGGGGGCCCUGGAAGGGCACCCCCGCGGAAACCACGGGGGUUCUGGGUGAAUUGCGAGUGAAGUCGCCCCGGCCCCGGCAGCAGAGCGGCGGCAGCAGCACGCGGCACGUUGACGACAACGACGCCGCCGCCGCCGACGAAGACGACGACGUUGACGACGACGCCGACAACGACGACGACGCCAACGACGGUGAAUUGCGCCAGCCAGCGGAUAACUUCACUUACGAGCCAAGUGGCGGCGGAGCCGCUGCACGGGGCGGCUCAGGGACGAUUUUUACCACGACCGCCGAACGCAUCCGUAUUCCGUCUCGUGGCCUGGACUCUGGGGCGCGAUCCCCGCGAAUGCGCGGGGAGGACGAGGAGGAGGAGGAGGAGGAGGAAGAGGAGGAGGAGGAGCGGAGAAGACUCACGGAGCAGGGUGGCCCGCUGCCCGUCGGCCGCGGUUUUCCGCGCGUGGCAGUCCAAGGCUUAGGCCGGGAACGCCGGCGGCCGCGGCCUCAGGCCCCCGCGACGCCCGCCCGAGGCCGAGGCCCGGCGCGGCGGCCGGCACGGCCUCGGGGGCUCAGGGGCCCGCGGCGCCCGCCUCGCUGGCGGGGAACAGGCAGGCCAGACCUCACCCUCCACAGCACCUGCGGAGCGGGGCGGGGGCUCAGGGCCCCGCGCCCGCGGCGCCCGCCUCGAUGGCGGGGAAGAGGCAGGCCAGCACCCGCACCCUCCACAGCACCUGCGGAGCAGGGCGCGCGGAGGCCACGGCGCCCAGCGCACGCCCACCAGGGUCUUCCGGGCGGCGUCCAGGCGUGGCGAGGAGACCCCCCGAAGGCCGACGACCCCUGGGAGUCGCCGCUGCGGAAAGCAUGCAAAACACCUCGAAGAAGCACGAGCGGAGCCCUGUAGACCCGAUCCUUCUGAUGCACUCUUCGAGCCAGACCGACCUGAGCUUGUCCCGGGGCCCGACACCCGGCGAACACGCCCCUUCUGAGAAAAUCGCAGCGCCCGGAUCUCAGGGCCUGCAUCAUGCCAACUGGUUUUCGGGUCAUACCUCGGCUUUCCGGUGGCCGUUCGGGACGACACGGGCAUCCUCGGAACGCGCUCGGCGAGGCGCCGCGGGCUGACGAAACCUUCCCAACGCCCAGAGCCUCGAACCCGAAUUGGUUCGGGGUCCGUUGCCUCGACUCGCCCUCCUCGGAGCACCGACGACAGGCCGCGUUCCUCCAGGCGGCGGCCCACCAGCAGCGCCCGUGCGGCCUCGCGGGGGUGCAGGCACGCCCACAGACGCGCCGCCGCCGCGCGGAUGCCCGCGGACUCGUCCGCGAGCAGCAGGGGCAGAUCCUCGGCCACGAAGGCGGUUGCCGUCGUCGUCGGGCGGGGGCUCCAGCUGCGGCUGGGGCGGAGCUGCGGGGGCUCCUGCGC